AUGGGCGAGUGGGCCUUCCUGGGCUCGCUGCUGGACGCCGUGCAGCUGCAGUCGCCGCUGGUGGGCCGCCUGUGGCUGGUGGUCAUGCUCAUCUUCCGCAUCCUGGUGCUGGCCACGGUGGGCGGCGCCGUGUUCGAGGACGAGCAGGAGGAGUUCGUGUGCAACACGCUGCAGCCGGGCUGCCGCCAGACGUGCUACGACCGCGCCUUCCCGGUGUCCCACUACCGCUUCUGGCUCUUCCACAUCCUGCUGCUGUCGGCGCCGCCCGUGCUCUUCGCCAUCUACUCCAUGCACCGCGCCAGCAAGGGGCCGGCGGGCUCCGGGGCGGAGGCGCAGGCCCGGAGCCAGGCCCUGCAGGCGCACGAGCCCCGGGACCCCCAGGGCGGCCCGGGCGCGCGGCGCUGCUACCUGCUGAGCGUGCUGCUGCGCCUGCUGGCCGAGCUGGCCUUCCUGGCCGGCCAGACGCUGCUCUACGGCUUCCGCGUGGCCCCGCACUUCGCCUGCGCCGGCCCGCCCUGCCCGCACACCGUCGACUGCUUCGUCAGCCGGCCCACCGAGAAGACCGUCUUCGUGCUCUUCUACUUCGCCGUCGGGCUGCUCUCGGCGCUGCUCAGCCUGGCCGAGCUGGCGCACCUGCUCUGCAAGCGCCGCCCCGCGGCCGCCGCCCGCCACGACAACCGCCGCAACCGCGCGCGCGAGCAGGCGCAGGCGCACAAGCUGCUGCCGCCGCCGCCGCCGCCGUCGCCCGCGCAGGCCACGCCCACUCCGUGCACAAGCCCCGCCCGCGGCCGCGGACACGCCCCCGACGCCCCGCCCGCCUACGCGCACCGCCCGCCCUCCGCCCGCAGCGACCCAGGCCCCGGGGCCUGCAAGGUGGCGCUGCAAGGUGUCGGACGCCCCGACCUGGCCGUCUAA
Molecule: messenger RNA, 915 nt
Organism: Suncus etruscus (white-toothed pygmy shrew)
Lineage: Eukaryota; Metazoa; Chordata; Mammalia; Eulipotyphla; Soricidae
Gene: GJD3
Product: gap junction protein delta 3
Exons: 1
Coding region: 1-915 (304 amino acids)
Biological process (GO): cell communication
Cellular component (GO): connexin complex
Source: RefSeq, a predicted model, not a curated record